Messenger RNA from Trichoplusia ni (cabbage looper), 1310 nucleotides. RefSeq lists its product as uncharacterized. The record is from RefSeq and is a predicted model, not a curated record. The transcript has 2 exons. Lineage: Eukaryota; Metazoa; Arthropoda; Insecta; Lepidoptera; Noctuidae. The coding region runs from base 376 to 1284 and encodes 302 amino acids.
AUAGGUGGAUAUAAGGAUGACUGCAAAUUAGUAAAAGGGAAAUAAAAAGUCCUUAUUUGAAUAAUAACAUUAAAUAUUGCAAAACUUUAAAAGAAAAUAUCAAACGACAUUAAUUUAAUAACCGUUAUCAGAAAACGAAACCUGUGCUUAUAAAGAAAAAAAAACAAGGCGGCCAUUUUGUUAAUACAGUCACAUGACGUUUAAUUAACAAAACUAGUAAAAAACGCGGCAAAAUUAUGAAAUACAUAUGUUUUAACAUGUAUUAUAAGCAAGUAUUGCAAGUUAAGAUUCCGAUUGUACUGAAAACAAAUUGAGACAUGUCACCUUAUGUACGCCUUGCGUACUGAAUAGUUAAACGAAAAUCGUUACGCAGAUAUGAGUCUGUGUAUAUUUAAGAUGGUGGAGUUUUUUAUAUUAUUUUGUAUCCUGCUACACACAACGCAAAGCGCUUUAGACUACGAAGAAAAUGACGAACCGGAGUCUAAUCAAUACGAGCGACCAAAUAAACACAGAUACGACCAAAUGCUGUCAAACCUCCACGACCUAUUCGAGGAAAAGACAAACAACUUCGUUGACAAUAUAGGUACAAACCAAGAAAAUAACUUUGAAUUCGUACGAGCUAACAAGGAAUCGAAUAAAGAGAAAGUAGAUGAAGUUUUAGGCGAAGUAACCAAUGCUUUAGACAAAAUAAAAACUGAUCUACUUAGAUUCAACAGCGACGGUAUCCUUACCGUUGAAGUUCCAAUCAUUAAAAACGAAAGGAGAUACAGGAGAGACCUAGCAGAUGAAACCACUGCAAAUACAACUGGCACUGAAAAUUCAACAUUACUAAGAACCGCCGAAACGACUACAGUUAAAAUCGACGUUGUAACUGAAGAGACGGUUACGGAGAAACCUGAAGAGAAACUAGAAGUUUUGAGGGUUAAUAAUGAAACUGAAGAUAUAAGUGGCAGAAGAAUGAUGCCUGAAAGAAGAACGUCUAGAGUAAAAGACAAAUUACUCUCCUAUUUAGAAGACAUUUUUAAUGACGUUGAGAGGAAGAUUAGACCGUUGACAAAUAUAAAGAUUGCUCUAUCCAAUGACGAUCAUUAUAGGAUAGGGUAUAUUAUAGCUACUCUAGACACUUUGGAGGUCAAUUUGAAGAAGAUGAGGAGUGAUAUGAGGUUACACCAUCAUUAUUGGGAUGACGAGAAAGUCUUGGACUUGUUUGAUAGAAUUAAAGCUACUAAUGCAGUCGCGACCAGUCUUAUUGAGUCGCUUAAAAAGUAUUUACCGAAAUAUUAAUUAGGGUAAUAAACGAUUAAGAUACA